Molecule: messenger RNA, 432 nt
Organism: Cordyceps militaris CM01
Lineage: Eukaryota; Fungi; Ascomycota; Sordariomycetes; Hypocreales; Cordycipitaceae
Product: mitochondrial 37S ribosomal protein S27, putative
Exons: 2
Coding region: 1-432 (143 amino acids)
Cellular component (GO): mitochondrion
Source: RefSeq, a predicted model, not a curated record
AUGAGUAUCCCACGCGCACGGGUAGUAGACCUUAUGAAGGCGCAAUGCAAAGUCUUUGCGACGACAUUUAACCCUGAAGGAACGCGACUGGGCAACAAAGUCCUGCGCCAACGUCUACGAGGCCCCGCGACGGCCGCCUACUACCCUCGGAAGAUUGUCACAAUCAAGGAUGUCAAGGCUGAAUUUGGUCCCGAGCUGGAUACGUGGGAUCCUGACGAGGAGGCCCGGUUCGAGUACAUCGAAGAGUGGGUGUCCACGAUCUCGAGGCUAUACACACAUACUAAUGCCUUACGGCUAGACUCAAGGCGCGUGGGAAGAGUAAUCCGAAGAAGAAGUCGGCACCGCCUGCUGCUAGUAAGUAUCUCGGUGGACGAGACUCCUGUUUCCUUUACUGACCAGAUCAUAGUGCCAGUCAAAGGCAAGAAGAAAUAA